Molecule: messenger RNA, 960 nt
Organism: Suillus bovinus
Lineage: Eukaryota; Fungi; Basidiomycota; Agaricomycetes; Boletales; Suillaceae
Product: DUF1771-domain-containing protein
Exons: 6
Coding region: 213-851 (212 amino acids)
Source: RefSeq, a predicted model, not a curated record
GACCAAAUUGUUUCUUCAUUACUGUAUGCAAUCAAAUGACUGCUUUCUGGCUGUUCAAAUGUACGCUGGCAUGACCGGCCUGUCAAAUAGUAUAAUUCAGAAGACGGACGUUGGCUGAAUUGCCUUUGAGGUGUCUGCCAAAGCUUAUUAUGGAACUCUGGGCCAUGCUGCAGGGCUUAUCGUAACCAGCAUUUUUCUUCGAUUACCACAACAUGGGAUUGCUUGAUUUUCUUUUCUCCAUCGUCAAAGCAUUUUGUGGAGAGUCGUCUCAGCCACAAGGCGAAAAGCCUAGACCACCGCAACCACAGGAGCCAUUAUCUCCUCUUCCGGGCGCUUGGCCUAGUACUCAACAAGAUCGUUUAAGAUACCAGGACCAGAACCAAGCCAAUCAACACAAUGAACACUAUACGUCCUUACGUGCCAAAGCAAAUCAGGAAGGAGACGCUAUGGCAAAAUGCUUCCAGCAAAGCCACGAAGCGUAUUCUCGCCGUGAGGGCGCGCUAGCUAAGGAACUCUCAGAGAAGGGAAAAAAACACGAACGUGCCAUGGAAGCACUGAACGCGGAGGCCAGUGCAUGGAUAUUCCGAGAGAACAAUCUGGACAGCAAGCCGGGUGAAUUGGAUCUGCACGGACUAUACGUCAAGGAAGCGAUAACAUACUCCGAUAAAGCUAUCAAGGAGGCUCGACAGCGGAGGGAUUCACAGAUCCGCCUUAUUGUUGGGAAAGGCUUGCAUUCCAAUGGCAAUGUUGCUAAAAUCAAACCUGCCCUAGAGGACUUGAUGAAACGGCUCAAUCUUCCAUUUGAGGUGGAUCCACUGAAUGCGGGCGUUCUGAUCGUGCAGCUUGCUUGAUCAUCCAGUGUGAUACCUUUUGUGAACACUGGAUUAAACGACGGACCUAAUUCAAUGUGCUACGGCCGCAAUAACACUUUCGCUUCCGAUACAAAGCUGCGAUUCAUGG